GCUUCACAUCGUCUACUUAGAAUUUCGAUCAUCGGGAGUCACAGAAAUGCAGGACAACAGGUUUUUUAUCUUCGUGAUCCUUUUGGCAUUUUCUACGUCUCUUAAUCUUGCUAGAUGCUCAGUCGGCCAGCACUUCGAAUCCACCAGAGAGGGUCAAAAAUUGAAAAUCAACGAUAGACGUUCCGCUGGAUUGGUGGCGUAUCCAAGAAUCGGCCGAAAUUCGGAAAUAGCGAGUUUUCCUAGAAUGGAGCGUGCUUUUGGAAUAAUACAUAAGCCCCGAAUCGGACGAUCCGAUGAAUCGAGCAAUUUGAAUCGAUUUCAGGAUUUACCAGCUGACGCCGAUAUGGAGUUCUACAUUCCACGCGACGUGGAAUCUGAAGUUCUUUUAAAUCUUGAUUACGAAGAUUACGCAGAUAGACCGAUAGCAUUUAAACAUGCUGACAAAAUUCAGAAAGAUGAUGCCUGGUUAAUGCCCGAUCAUGUACAUGGAUACAAGGAUCUUCGUUUCGCACAAAAAAUCGACAAUCCUCGAUCGUAUUAUUCUAUUUUACGAGGUUCUCGAAAUAGUCAAGGUCAAGGAGGAUACACUCCGAGACUAGGUCGCGAGAAUGAACACGACGCAACGAGUUUCCUGUAACUUGCCAUCUUUGAUCACGAUUCGCGCCUCGCGGAUUUGACGGAUGUUGACUUGAGACAAAGAAGGAACUUACUGUCAAAAA
Trachymyrmex septentrionalis is the source of this 719-nucleotide messenger RNA. Its product is annotated as CAPA peptides-like. The coding region runs from base 47 to 637 and encodes 196 amino acids. NCBI's taxonomy places the organism in Eukaryota, Metazoa, Arthropoda, Insecta, Hymenoptera, Formicidae. The transcript has 5 exons. The record is from RefSeq and is a predicted model, not a curated record.